AUGGAGGUGCAGUCUGAGUGCGUGGAGCCUCCUGUGGCCCCUCAGUGUGACCCCCAGCCCACUGGGAAGAUCAACAAAGCUGCCUUCAAACUCUUCGGAAAGCGACGCACCGGCUCUGGAAUGGCCAGCUUCUUCUCCUUCAGGAACAAAGGGGCCACAAACAGCGGGAGCAACGGGAAUUCUGACAAUGGGAAUUCUUUGAAUGGGAAUGGCUCGGCGGUGGAGCUGGUUCGGAGUAAAACCCACGAUGGACUAAUAGGCUCAACCAACGACACUGAUGGACAGAGAGGGGACGGGCUCGCCAGCCUGGAAGCAGGACCGGUGAGGUCUCUCAGCAAAUCCCUGAGUUUCUUCUCUCUCCUCCGACGUGGGAGUUUUAGGUCGAGUGAAAAUGGGGGGUCGGGACUUGUUAGAAGAGGGAGGGGCCUAAAGGGCUUCUUCAGCAGCAUGCGAUGGAGACGAAAGGAAAAAACUAACGAGGGAGAUGGGGUCGAGGUGGAAGGUCCCAAGGAGAAGGAUGGGGAUAGUACCGACUCUGAGAAGGUAAAGGAUAUUACUCUCACCCUUGAACCACCUCCGCAUCAUCACCAAGAGGAUUGUGGGAAUGAAGAGGCAGAGCCCAACCUCCAAGCAGCAGAGACUCCCAUUACUACUGUUACCAUGACACCACCACACUGUGUUGCCAUGACAGGGCCAUCUGUUGAACCAGACUCCCCCGUUCCUUACACACCCACUGACUCGCCGCUGCGGCCGACCAUUCAAAAAGCCAAAGCCUCAAUUUCCAGCCUCACCCCCUCACUUGCUUCGCCCCCCUUGGACCGCUGCAGCACGGGGGACCCACCCUCGGAACCUUCGGUGGACAGACUCUGCUCUCUUCUCUUCAAUGACGUCACAUCUCUUAAGAGCUUUGAUUCACUGACAGGCUGUGGGGACAUUACUGCCGAUGCAGACGAUGAGGGUCCGGCGGGUAAUGGGGGCAGUGGCACGAGCAGCAGCAGUAGUGGCGGAGGAGGGGGGCCUGUGGCAGCAAGUGUUGGGAGAGCUGUUGGUGUCGCUAGUGCCACAUCCCGCGGAUCCCCGUCCAAACCCCCUCUACCUUCCCAGCUCAGCCAGCCCAUCUACUCUGUUUCCUUAAGCUCAGGGCAUGCCUCCCUCCCAGCCAGGGCUCGGGCUCCACCUCCACCUCAGCAGCACCCAGCUGGUAGUGGUGUGGUGGCUUACAUGGGUGGAGGGGAAGAAAUGGCAAGUCCAGAAGGCGUGGACGAUGCAGACAUGCAAGGGCUCUGGCACAUGCUGCCCUCCACGGGGGACAACUCUCCGGCUUUGCCCAGAUUGCACCAACCUCCCUCCACCACCCCUACUUCCACGUAUCCCCCUCGCUCCAACCCCUCUAGCAGCCACCUUUCUCUAGCCUCCAGGAUUUCGGAACGGAAGGUACCCCAGGUGAAGGCAUUGGGGCUCAGCAAAAUUCCAGUAGUCGGUGGAGCUGCAGUCCGGGCAGCUAAAAGCUCCCUCCCUCACACACAUGGCCGCCAUCCAACAUCACCUGGGGAGAAGGAGCCACUCAGUGAUGAGGGCUACUGGGACACACCCUCAGCAACACCCACAGCGACGCCUGAUGAGAGCAGGCUGCAGCGUAACCAGAGGAUGGCCCUAUCACGCGACAGCUACUCUGGAGACCAACUGUAUGACCUUUACGAUGACCCUGAAGAGCGUCAAUAUGAUGAAGAACAGGAAGGCGAUGACGAUCUAAACAGUACCCCUUCUCCAUCUACUGAGUACAAACUGAGCCCCACAUCCCAGACAACUCCUCCUUCCUCCUCCUCCUCUUCUUCAUUUCGAUCGAUGAAAGGCAGCGCCAGCCUUCCACGGGACUCCAAAAUCCCAGUAAGCAACAAACAGUCGUCACCACCCCACUCUGUGAGCCAGUCAGCCCUGUCGUCCGUGGUGGAGGCUGAAUCCCAACCACCAAAGACCGAAGCGCCUCCCCCAGUUCGCACCAGAAUCCCUGUAUCCAAGGUGCCUGUCCGUCGAUCUGGAAACCAACCCGGCAGCAGAGGAACUGCCCACAAGAAGUAA
This is a messenger RNA of Limanda limanda (common dab), 2079 nucleotides long. RefSeq names its product APC membrane recruitment protein 2 (gene amer2). Gene Ontology annotation, molecular function: beta-catenin binding; phosphatidylinositol-4,5-bisphosphate binding. Bases 1 to 2079 code for a protein of 692 amino acids. The transcript has a single exon. Gene Ontology annotation, biological process: regulation of canonical Wnt signaling pathway. Gene Ontology annotation, cellular component: plasma membrane. The record is from RefSeq and is a predicted model, not a curated record. Lineage: Eukaryota; Metazoa; Chordata; Actinopteri; Pleuronectiformes; Pleuronectidae.